AUGUCGAGAAGGUUACUCUGCUUUAUACAUACUUCGAGGAUAUUGCUGCAUGAUGCGGGAGUGAAAUUAACCUUUUUCUCAAAGCCUAAUUGUGGGUUAUGCGAUCAAGCGAAGGAAGUGAUAGACGAUGUGUUUGAAAGAAAGGAAUUUCAUAAUAAGGGAGUUUCACUAGAUAUAGUCAACAUAACUGACCGAAGAAACGCAAAAUGGUGGAAGGAAUACUGCUUUGACAUACCAGUGCUUCAUAUUGAAAAAGUUGGUGAUCCUGAAUCAUGCACCAAGAUCUUGCACUUUCUUGAAGAGGACGAUAUUAGUGAAAAAAUAAGGAGAAUGCAAUCCAGAUGA
Messenger RNA from Saccharomyces paradoxus, 345 nucleotides. It is a transcript of the gene MGP12, whose product is annotated as Mgp12p. The transcript has a single exon. The record is from RefSeq and is a predicted model, not a curated record. NCBI's taxonomy places the organism in Eukaryota, Fungi, Ascomycota, Saccharomycetes, Saccharomycetales, Saccharomycetaceae. Bases 1 to 345 code for a protein of 114 amino acids.